Molecule: messenger RNA, 942 nt
Organism: Naegleria fowleri
Lineage: Eukaryota; Heterolobosea; Eutetramitea; Acrasida; Naegleriidae
Exons: 3
Coding region: 1-942 (313 amino acids)
Molecular function (GO): calcium ion binding
Source: RefSeq, a predicted model, not a curated record
AUGGGAUUUUCAGUGUCAGAUCGUCUCGAGUUGGUGAUUGAGAGUGCCUCGGACUUGGUGGCUGCUGAUUUGAAUGGUUAUUCGGAUCCGUUUGUAGAUAUCAUGGUGGAUAAUUGUCUGGAAAGAAGAACUCAGAUCAUUAAAAAGACUCUCAAUCCAGUUUGGAAUGAAACAUUUGUUUUUUAUUGCAUUCCUACUUCGGGGCCACUAAUAGUGAAUUUUGAAGUCUAUGAUUGGGAUAGAUUGACACCAAACGAUUUUAUUGGACGAGCAAUGCUUUCCAUUGACUCUAAUUGUACGGAAUAUAACAAAUCCUAUCCUGUAACCCUUACUUUGAAGGAUACAAAGUCUGGAACUCUCAAGGUGAGCUACAAGAUCAAAUCAGCCUCGAACGCCACUCCCAGCUCUUCGUCCAUUUCCACCAAUGUUUGUGAAAAUAACAACUUUAAAUUCCUCACCACAGAAUUUCCAGAGAGUUUUCAACCAUGCGUUCCAAAAGGUUUCAUUUUGGUGUCGUUAGAGUCCAACACUGCCAACAAGGUCUAUGCAGUUCUUGUAAAAAUAUCGACAGGAGAAGUGUUGACCAUUACGUACAAUGAUUUAUUGUCGACAUCCUUUGAUUCAGCUGCUCAAGUGUUUUUGGAUGUGUACUUGAAAGGCCUGAAAGAUGGAGCGGCCAAGAAGGGAGGCCAAUAUGAAUUAAUCUCAAGAGACGUUGAUGUCACGCACAAGAUUAAUGGAAACUUCUCUAAAGUACUCGAAUGCAGGUGCUUAAGUGCAAGCUCAUCCACUGGAAAGUUGUUGAACUGUGUGUGCUUGACGUGUGGUUAUGCAAGUGGGGUCAUGGCAAAUUAUGUGUGGAUGACUUACGAUUCUGAAUUUUCUUCUGAAAAGUAUCUUUUAUUGGUGGAGCUUGCCAAGAGAACUCGUGUCGCGAAAUAG